This is a messenger RNA of Monascus purpureus, 1611 nucleotides long. NCBI's taxonomy places the organism in Eukaryota, Fungi, Ascomycota, Eurotiomycetes, Eurotiales, Aspergillaceae. The record is from the annotation of a GenBank genome assembly.
ACUGUUUCUAGGCCUGUUAUUGCCCUGUGCCAAUUUCAGCUGCAACAUUCCUCGUCGCUGGCGGAGACACGGCGAUCACAGUCAAAGGAGUCCCCCCCAAACCCUCUUCUGCAUAUCACCAUCAUUAUCGUCACCAUUGUCAGCACAAUAAUAUCGGGUUCACAUUGCCUUACCCAGUCACAUCUGGCUGGGGACUAGCGUGUGAUAACUGCAGAACUGUCACGGCGCGAAACCGCGGAUGAGCGCGCUUACUGGCUCUUUACCGGCUCUCUUCUGCAGGAAGCUCUGGCCCGUUGCACCUCUGCAGUCCUUCAGCGCUUCGAGAGUCACUUCUAUUCGAUCGUCUGCGGAUUCUUCCCAUUGUUUCUGGCAAUAAGCGCUGACAUAUCUUCAAUCAUGCUCGUGUCGCCGCGCCUUUCCGUUUCUGCUCCUCUCUCCCCCUUCCUUGCCAGUUCCUCUCUUCUGCACCACGUCCUCCGCGCUGGGUGACUCGAUUUUUCUUUUUGAUAAAAGGCAAACUCCUUGAAAGCCUGCUGGCCAGGAAAAACAUGUCACUGAGAGAGUCAGAUUUGCUGUAGCAGAGUUAAUACCUGUCUUGAAAGAUCCCAGUCGGUUUUGGCGACGUCCAUUUACGGCUUCAAGUCUUCGUCCGAUUUCUCCUUCACCAUGUAUCUACCACGAAAUUAUCGACACUAUUGGACGUUUCUUAUUCUGAUGGCUGUGGAGCUACCUUUCACCAUCGUCAUCCUGAUCCUCACUGGAAUUGCUGCGCAUAAUCGAUAUCGGACCAAGUUAUGGCAGGAUGGCUACGACAACGGCUUCAACAGUGCCCCGAAUGAAAUCCUCUACGCUCUUGCUAAUUACAGACCCUACCACAUCCCUAUGGUUUGGAGUCCAUUUAUGACGAAUUACAACCUGGUCCUCGGUGUGCUGAGCAUCUUCCUGUUGAUAGCCAAAAUACCGAUGCACCUGGUCCGAGCCUUCUAUCCUCCAUUGUCAGCCAUCAUUAGUGGCUCCAUGAUGAUUCUGUUCAUAGUAUCUGCUCGAUACCAAGGUGGCAGCGAUACAUCAGAUCCCCAGCAUCCGCAACAUGGCCCGCCAUGGUAUAUCACCAAGAGCUGCAGCGUCGCUGCUCACAAGUCCAACGUUGGGUACUGCAUGCAGGCCAAAACACUCUUCGCAUUCUCAAUUAUGAUUGUUAUUAUCUACUUUGCCGAACUAGUGCUAAGUCUUAUCUCCUGCUACGUAUCGAAGGAGGAACGGGAGCGACACCGGGAACAUCGCAGAGAAAAACGCGAAUUGAAAGCGUGGGAGCAGGAUUUCUUGAAGUCCCCUACCUUUCCCAUGACUCCCGCAUUUCCCACAGGGGUCCCUCCUAUAACGCCGAGGACGCAAGCAUUCAACCGACUUAACGGCGACUCGGACCUCCCUUUUCGAACCUAUUAUGGCCCGCCGGAAACUCCUCACUCCAUUCAGCAAGUGAUAGAUGAGAGUUCCAAAAGCCCAGUACAAAGCACGCCACAAUUAUUCUUCCCCCCGCCGCCAAAGAAGGCGAUAGUUAAAUGAUUUGCUGAAACAUGCCCUGUUUUUUUUUUUUUUUUUUUUUUUUUU